Messenger RNA from Melampsora larici-populina 98AG31, 1009 nucleotides. RefSeq lists its product as uncharacterized. Gene Ontology annotation, cellular component: membrane. The record is from RefSeq and is a predicted model, not a curated record. The transcript is spliced from 5 exons. Bases 55 to 750 code for a protein of 231 amino acids. Gene Ontology annotation, biological process: vesicle-mediated transport. Lineage: Eukaryota; Fungi; Basidiomycota; Pucciniomycetes; Pucciniales; Melampsoraceae.
AAAACCAACCAAUCAACCAAUCAACUUCAUCAAACCAAAUCAAAUCAGAACAAGAUGUCAAUCCUAUACGUUUGUAUUGCCUAUGGAACUAAAAUCUUAUCAGAAUUCUCAAUCGAUAGUGCCCAAAACUUUUCAAAAGCUACUUCUACUAUUCUUUCUAAAAUCGAACCAAAAGAUAACAAACUAACAUAUGCAGCUGAAAAUUACCUUUUUCAUUAUGAUAAAAAAGAUGGAAUAGUCUUCAUGUGUAUGGCAGAAGAAUCCUUUGGAAGGAAGAUCCCAUUCACAUUCCUAGCAGAACUUCAACGUAAAUUUACCAGUACGUUUACUCGUCCAGAAAUCACUUCAGCUCCUCCAUACGGUCUAACGACCUUCAACGAGUACUUAACCAACCUAACCCAAACCUACAACCAAAGCUCAAGCGAUCCGAUUUCAAGUUCAUCAAGUCAACCCAUCAAUAAUGAUCAAAUUCAUAUUGCUCGAAACGAGCUAUCAAACGUUAAAGAGAUCAUGAUUAAGAAUGUAGGAGAGAUCUUGAGUCGAGGUGAACGGAUCGAACUUUUAUUAGACAAAACUGAUAAUCUUAGUGCUCAGUCUAAUGCGUUUAGGAAACGUACUCAACAACUUAGAAGAAAGAUGUGGUGGAAGAAUACGAAGAUGAUUGCGCUUAGUGGGAUGGUGGCUGUAUUGAUUGUGUAUAUCUUAAUGGCACAAACUUGUGGUGCUACUUUAACACAUUGUACUUCAUAAUCCUAAACUCUUCGACUUCUUCUAUGAAUUCCUUUUUUCCGUUCAGUUUUGCUGUCUUUCUCAUCGUACCUCUUUUUUUCCCUAUUCUCUUUUUCUCUUCACCAAAUCCCAAAUGCAAAUCUUAUAUUUAUAUCUUUUUUUUUCAUCACUUUGAUGAAGGAAUUUUUUUUUCUCGAUCUGAAUAUAUAUAUCAUUCAUGUAUCUUGUAACUUGAUAGUUUACCUUUCUGAAUGAAACUUGACUCGUAUGACCAAAGUUU